CUGUACUUUGCAGGCACUAUGAAAGUCUUUCUUUCCUUUGCAGUCCUUGCAGUCCUUUUACUGGUUCACAGCUCCCAGGCAGUCUAUGUUCAGGAUGGAGACUUGAAAUUCUCUCUUGAGUCUGUAAAGAAGCUAAAGGAGCUUAUGGAUGAGAAGAGAGACAUUAACCCUCACCUGGUAGCUUCAGUGCCUCGCUAUUUUCCAUGUGAUGAAGAAGAUCUCCCUGAGGAGUUCCAGGCUGUGUGCAAAAGAGAAGAUGCACCCAAGAUUUUUGAGAGGCUGGACCUGGCUGUCCAAGAUGCUGAUUUGUGUGAGAUCUGUGCCAAUGCUGCCUGUGCUGGUUGCUUCUGAAGAAAGAUGAAAACAAUCCAGAGAAGAUGUGUGUCAAGCUAGGAAGUUUGUGCAUUCAUAUUGCAAGAUCACAUACUUUCACAAAUCAAUAUUUGGGUUCCAUCUUCACUACAAGCCCAACUGUAGCUGCCAGCUCAUGUAGACAUACCAGGGGUAGUCCUGAAGCAGUCUGAUCAGGUGCCACCAGCAGUGCAGUUCUGGCAGCACAGAGAAGGUGAACCUCAUCUGAGGGCUUUCAGUUCUGCAGGAGUUGUGACACACUGGAGUGAAAAUGUCCUGGGCACAGUUUAAAUCUCCCCUCUCUUGUCUGGAUGAAACUGAGCAGUGUCCUGCAGGCUUUUUAAUAUCUAAAUCUGCCUGUGAUUCAGCCUGCUCUCCACAUAACACCCCACAGCACUGGGCUAUCACCUUUCCCAGCCCAUGCUUUCCAGUGUGUUGGAUAACUCUCUGUCUACCAGUAGGUCUGCAUGUGAUAUGUACAUGUAACAGAACUGAAGUAACUAGCUUGGGAACAAAGUUACUGCUGCUUAGCACCAUGUGCAAAGCCAGAACAUUCUCAGUCUGUUAUUGUACCAAUUGUUGCCAGUUUAGAGAAUGGAUGUAGAAGGGCACAAAAUGGUUUCUAUGCAGCUGUCUGGAAGCUCCUUUCUCUUGGCAGCUGUUCAUUAAGCUCUA
Colius striatus (speckled mousebird) is the source of this 1026-nucleotide messenger RNA. Its product is annotated as guanylin-like. NCBI's taxonomy places the organism in Eukaryota, Metazoa, Chordata, Aves, Coliiformes, Coliidae. The transcript is spliced from 3 exons. The coding region runs from base 19 to 351 and encodes 110 amino acids. Gene Ontology annotation, molecular function: guanylate cyclase activator activity. The record is from RefSeq and is a predicted model, not a curated record. Gene Ontology annotation, cellular component: extracellular region.